UAUACUAUACAUGUAUUAAUAAUCAGUAUAAACUAUAAAGUAAUAACAAUUAACAAUGUUUUUGUAUACCUAAUCUGUUUUUAGUAUUGAUGUAAAUAUUUUUAUUAGAAUAUUAUUUUGUUGUAAUUAAUAAUUAAAUACAUUUUUCACUAUCUUGAACAGUUUCCAAUUUUGAUUUUAUAUCAAAUUUGUGUCAGUUGAUACUGGGUAACUAUAUUGAAAAAUAUCAUAAAUUCAACGUAAAAUUUCAUUUGAAAAAAUGAAUAUUCAAGAUGAUGGUGAAGUUCAUGUAAAAAUGUUAACUGAUGUUUGCCAAAAUGUGUGUACAUUUAUCAAAACUAUUACAACGGAUAAUAUGUCAAAAAUUAAAAUUAAUGAUUUGCAAUGUGUUUGUUCUGAAUUAAAAAUUAAAUUAGAACAAAUUAAUGAACAAGUUAAAACAUUAGCAAGUUUGUUAAAUUUCAGAACUGACCAAGAUUUGUCUGCUGUUGAUAUAUUGACUCAAUGGAUUUUAUCGCUUUCAAAUAAAAAUACUGAAUAUACUAAAAAAAGAAAACUAUAUUCAUCAUAUUCACCUCUAAAAUUAUCUCUUAAAGAUAAAACUGAUUUUAAUGAAAGUACUAAAAAAAAAUCAAUUUUUGAAAAAUCUGAAAAAGAAAACAAAAUAAAAUCUCAAGAUGAAUUAAAUAAUGUUUGGAAGUUACAAGUUAAGCGUGAUGGAAAUCCUUCCGAUUUAUUAAAGAGAUCGAAACAAACAACUUUAAUGCUUCAACCAAAAAAAGAAAAGGUAAAAAUGAAUAUUACUACUUUCAAUAGUCCAACUCCUAAAAUAUCGAUAUUAAAUUCUUCUAGUUUGGAUAGUCCUGAGAUGUUAAAUUUGAAAAAUUAUACUACUAAAGAUAUGUGUGAAACAAAUGUAAUUCAUAAUACACAAAUAAAUGAUUUGGAUAAUACAUCUUCAAGUACUUUUAACAAAAAUAUGAAUCCUAGUAAAAAUAUAUUAUCCAUUAAAACAAAUACUUUAAAAUUAAAAGAAACUAGUACUUUACAUGAUGAGACUGAAAAUCUAGAUCAAUUAGAUGAUGAAACCAUUUGUAGCCCAAUCAAUAUAUCAAUGAGUAUUUUAAAUAAUGCAACAACACAUAAGAAACAAAGCAAAAUUCAUAAUAGUAAUUUAUUAGAUAGUUUUGAUAUCAUUCCUGGUUUAAAUGAUAAAAAAAGCGAUUUACCAAAUUACAAAUUUAAAGAAGAUCCUGUUAGAAAACAUAAUGAACGAAAGUUAUUAAAUGGUUGGGAUUGUAAAGACUGUUGCAAAUUUUAUGAAGAAAACAAUGAUAAUCCAGUUGAUGCAAAAAAUGCCAUGAAUCACUUUUCAAGACAUCGUUCUGUUAAACAUCAACAUAAUGCUCUAACACCCCCAGGGUUUUGGGAUCCAAUGUAACAACACCAAAGGUAUAAAUUAUUAUUCCUAAUAUGAUAAUUAGGUUUUAAUCAGCUUUCGAACUUAAAGUUUUCAUAAUUCGUACAAUUACUUUUAUUGUUUAAUAAUAUAAUUAUAAUUGGUUCUUAACAUAUUAUGUACAAAAAAUAUAAAUAUUUUCUACAGCGGUAAAGUAAAUAUUCAAUCUACCUAUGUUAUAUAAAUAUAUCAUAUAUGACACAGCAACUAUCAGCAAUUUAUAAAUUAUUAUUAUUUUACUUUGUAUUAUUAUUAUGUUAAACAUAUUUUUAUAGUAUAGACAAUAAUUAUAGUAUAUAGAUAUUUAGAUCAAUUAUAUUUUUCAACUUAAAGGUAGGUAUUAAAGAAGUACCUAUGCCUUAAAAUAAGUUUAGAAAAUAGUAAAUGUAAAAAUUAUUUAAAUAUAAUUAUUUAUAGUUGAUUUAAAUAAAAUUAUAAGUUAUGUAUCUA
Messenger RNA from Aphis gossypii (cotton aphid), 1909 nucleotides. RefSeq lists its product as uncharacterized. NCBI's taxonomy places the organism in Eukaryota, Metazoa, Arthropoda, Insecta, Hemiptera, Aphididae. The transcript has a single exon. The record is from RefSeq and is a predicted model, not a curated record. The coding region runs from base 260 to 1441 and encodes 393 amino acids.